This is a messenger RNA of Phaeodactylum tricornutum CCAP 1055/1, 474 nucleotides long. RefSeq names its product glutathione peroxidase. NCBI's taxonomy places the organism in Eukaryota, Bacillariophyta, Bacillariophyceae, Surirellales, Neidiaceae. The transcript has a single exon. The record is from RefSeq and is a predicted model, not a curated record. Gene Ontology annotation, biological process: response to oxidative stress. Gene Ontology annotation, molecular function: glutathione peroxidase activity. The annotation marks the transcript as partial.
UCCUUUUUCGAUCUUUCUGCCAAAGACAUUGACGGCAACGCCAUAGCGUUCGAGUCCUUUCGUGGCAAAGUCACGGUUUUGACCAAUGUAGCCUCGUACUGUGGCUACACAGAGUCGCACUACCGCGGUCUCGUUGAGCUUUGGUCAGUCAUGAGUGACAAAGCCGUGGAGAUUCUUGCAUUUCCCUGUAAUCAAUUUGGUGCCCAAGAGCCCGAAGAGGCCGACAAAAUUAAGGAUUUUGCGUCGAGCAAGGGUGUUCGCUUUCGAAUUAUGGAAAAAAUCAACGUGAAUGGCCCAAAUGCCCAUCAGGUAUACAAGUACCUCAAAGCUCAAGCGGGUCCACCCACAAUUAAUUGGAAUUUCGGAACGUAUUUUGUCGUCGGCCCCGAUGGAGUAGUCGAAUCACACAGCGGUGUUGGACCUAUGGAGCUACGAGAUGUCGUCGAUGAAUUAUUGGAAAAGGAGGAGUUGUAG